AUGAGCAACGACGCUACUACUGCUCCCCCUCUCGCCCAAGAAGCAGCAGUGGAGACUGUUGGCAGACCAUCGAGUUUUGCCUCCAACAGGAGCACCUCGACACAGGUAGGGAAAAUUUCAGACGAUUUAUCCUCUACAGUUCCUUUGUCUGUUUUUAUUGUGAUACUUCUGUAUUGUCAUUUUAUUAGAGAGGGUGACUAUCGCUAAUAAAGUGGUCGUUGCCGGGAGCUAGAACUUGGCUUUCAGUUUCACCAUUUCUCAACUCUUUAGGCCGGCACUAGGUGACUACUAUCAGUUGGUUUCAUAUUUUCCGACUUGAACUUCCAACAGUCUUAUAAAAGUGCAAAAGGAGAAUCACCUGCGUCAAAUAUUGAAUAUUGUAUCUCAGAAAUGAUAUCUAUAUCUGGUGGCAUUGUAUCAAAUGAAGUUUCUAUUUAUCCGAAAUUCGUGAUAAGCAAGUAAUGCUUCUUGGUAGCUGCAUAUAAAUGUGGUAUAUUUAAGUCUUAAAUGAAAGUUUGUCACCAGUCUUAAGUUGGUGUAAAGAUGGCCUGGAACUAAAGAUCAAAUUUGUGCACAUGCUACUUCCAUAAAAACCAUUGUUGAGGAGCUAGGGUGUACAUGCCAUGAUGAGUUUAAAAUAAUUGGUUAAGCAUUCAAUUUCCUCGUCAGUUAGAAAUCAGCCUUUAUGUUUGUUCUGUUGGGUCACUGGAUGCUGAUGUGUCACAGAGCGGAGAUGCUGUAGGGAGUGUCAAGCAACAACUGUCAAAAAUAUUCAAAGCAUCCCUUCAAGCAACUUUUCCUAAUGAGCAGGAUGUUGAGCCACUUGUUUCAGUUUCCACUGCAAAGUUUGGUGAUUAUCAAUGGUACGAGUUCCAUUUUUUGUUAGCUUAUGAGAAUUUUUGUUUCUUUUGAUUUUAAGUUGUCUUAUAAACACGGUCAAGUUUCAAUGUUUGUUUUAUUGAUGUCAGUUCACUUUUUUUUUUAACUUUUUUAUAACACAAUGUUACAGUUCAACGAUCCAUAUGCCCCUGGUACUGAAUCAUGGAUUUCUUUUUCAUGUAGUAAUAAUGCAAUGGGUAUGUGGUCUAAAAUAAAAGGAAAAUCCACGGAAUUCAGCAAUCCAAAUUCUAUUGGACAGGCAUGUAUAUUUUCUCACACUUAGUGGAGACUGUUCAUUAUUAUAUGAUUGACCUUAUAGAAUUCGUUGAUCAUUUAGUUAAACCGUAUUCAUAUAAUUUUUGGGGAUUCCUUUUUGAGGACUCUGAGUAUAUAAUUUUUUUCCGACAUACAGUUUUAUUGAUCUUAUCAUGUUUAUACCUUUUUAUCUAUGUAUUCUGGCAGGCUCUAGUGAGAAAUCUCCCUGCAUCUGAAAUUAUAGAAUCUACCUCUGUUGCAAAAGCUGGAUUCAUUAAUAUUAUUCUGUCAAAUGCUUGGAUAGCUAAGGUAAAGAAUUUUCGUUUCAGUUAUUCGUAGGAUUGGCCUUGUCAUGCAACCAUAAUUUUUAUCGGUGCAUUGUUUUCUUUGUUCGUAGCAUAUAGAAAGAAUGCUCUUGAAUGGUAUUGAAACUUGGGCGCCAAUCAUUCCGGUGAAGAGGGCAGUGGUUGAUUUUUCAUCGCCAAAUAUUGCAAAAGAAAUGCAUGUUGGGCAUCUAAGAUCAACGAUUAUUGGAGACACUCUAGCUCGGAUGUUGGAGUUCUCAAAUGUGGAAGUUCUGCGAAGGAAUCAUGUUGGUGACUGGGGUACUCAGGUACAUGGACUUCAUGAACGCUGCUGUAUAUUAUGGCGUUAGACUGAGAUAUCUGUAGGCUUUCUGGUGCAAUGCAAUAUUGGAAAAUUAAAUAAAAUAUGUUGUCAGUUGUUGCUUGAUAUUAUUAUCACAUGAUUCAAAUACAAAUUUUGGUUUGUCCUCUCUGAUUCUAGUGAUUUGCUUAAACAUUCCAUGGAGGUAGGCAUUUUCAAUAUUCCAUUCCCAUGCUGUGUUUGUAGAAGAUUAUAACAGUGUAAGACAUUGUGGCCUUUAGGUGCACUUAAUGACUGCUUUCUGCUGGAAAUGAUGAUUCCCCUGAUUAUUUAGAGGAUAAUGUACUUUGAAAAAUUAUAAAAUGCUGAUUUCUGUUUGAAACAUGACUGUUGCAGUUUGGUAUGCUGAUUGAAUACCUAUUUGAGAUGUCUCCUAAUGGGGAAGACGCUGGGCAGCAAGCCAUUGGCGACCUCCAGGUGGGUAACCACAGCGAGAAAUUCCUCCUGGUUCCUCAGUAAAUGAAUGGACUGCUUUUGUUGGUUAAUGUUCUGAAUCCCAUAUCAUAGUUGAUUUUGUAUACAAUAAGACGGGCUACGAAAGGAAUAUUGGGUUCCAGUUUUUGAGAACUUCCUUUUACGAUUGCAUUAUUUUUAAAUACCUAUUUUAUUUUUCCCGUGGGCAAUGGCCGUUGCUGCAGUCUUAGUCGUUUAUGACGCUUGAAGUUUUUUGGUCGUUUUUAUCCAUUGUAAUUGUGGAAAAAUAGAUAAGAAAUGAUAAUUCUGACGUAAUAAUGGCCAUGAAUCAUAUUUGGGUCCUUACUCACUGCACUUUUCAUCUUUUUAACAUAUCUUUCGUUCCUAAUUCAUCUUGUUUAUCUGGAUAUAGGGGUUAGUACCAUGUGAAUAGCCAGUGAGAAAUUCAGGUUGAUAGAUUAACAAAUCAGAGCAUUAGAUUAAAGGUCACUAUUUUGUCUUGUAACUUCAGAUUUUAGGUUGUUCCUAGGUGGUUGGUAGUAGUUCCAUCUCGGUGAAACUGGGGAACAACGAAGGAAAGGAAGAAGAAGAAGAAGAAGUGAAAGAAGAAAUCAUCCUUUACUGGUAACUCUAGCAGGAGCUUCUCUUCCUCUACGGUUGGGUCCAUUGGGUAUUGGGUCUGUUUUUUCUUUUUUUUGGUGGUGGUGGGGGGGGAGGGGGGUGUUGAGGUUCAUAUGAAGAUGUGGGACAGGUUGGUUUACAAUGUUUGAUUUGUUCCUUAGGUGCCCAUGUCAGAUGCUUGACCCCAGUGAAGAUCAUAGAUGUGGUCAGCAUGAUAAAAAAGUGCUAAUUCGUAAAAACAUCAAACUGCCGCAACCAGCACCAGAAUCCGAAAACCCAUGGUUUCAUAUGGUUCAGCACAUCAGGACAUAGAUAUUAAUUGUGUUGUACAUUUUCCGGUCUAUGUUGGUACGAGAUUGGAGCGGGUCAGGGAAUAGCUUCAGGGAUCUUGCAAUAAUGUCGUAAAUAGGGAAAAACAUUGUAUCGUUCUAUCCCAUGAAGCUGCAAAGGAUGAUUAGCAUAGGGGCGUCUGAAAUUGGCUUUCAUAAGUCUACUUUGACUGCAGGAUUUCUACAAAGCCUCAAAGAAGAAAUUUGAUGAGGAUGCUUCCUUCAAAGAAAAAGCACAAAAGGCAGUUGUUCGACUUCAGGUGAUUUUUUUCUGAUAUGAUAUUAGAUGUGAUUCUUCUGCUGGGAUGUGACACUCAUAUUUUCGAAAUACGCUAUUUAGAUUUGAAAAUGAAAUUUAGAUUAACUUUCUUGUGUCAUCAUCCUGUAAUUUCGGUAAAAUUCAUUUCUAAUCCUUAAAAAUGUCUGCGUGGUACCUUUUGCUCUGCUGAUAUUCAGGGUGGAGAACUGAAGUACCGUAAUGCAUGGAAGGAGAUCUGUGAGAUCAGUCGUCGGGAAUUCGCUCAGGUGUAUCAGCGCCUGGGGGUUCAUCUAGAGGAAAAGGUAAUAUGGUCUUCCGAGGAAUGAUUCUAGUGUGGUUGAAGGGACGGAGUUGUAGGGUCAAGAUGGUACAUGUUUACUCUUGAAAUCGAAUCUCUUUUCUUUGGGUUUCUUUGCUUUCCUUUAAUCUUAUGUCCUGAAUCUUUUAUGCAUUUUAGCAACGCAAUGGUUUCUUUCAAGAUUGAUGGUGAAUUGAAAGUGCAGUCGUUGGGUUGAUGUAUUUUUCAAGUUUCUUGUCGCUACUUCAGUUUUGCAAAUGAUACUCUGUUUCAUUUUUACUUGUUUGAAAUCUAAACCGUGUUAAAAUUUGUUGUGUGAUUACCUAUCGAGAGCAUUGUACUGGCUAGGUAAAAAUUGAUCUUUAUCUAUUGUGGAAGUCACAAUACUUCAAAUUGCUCAUGAUUUAUUUUCUAAUCCAGUAAUGAUUACUUGAUGACGGUGUAAGAUUAGUAGGGGAUUCAUAUUCAUCUGUUUGCCGAAGGCUCACAGAUUGACGUAUUAGGACUACUGUAAAAUCCAUGUUGCUCCGUAUGAUCUGCUUCUUGAAAGUGUGAAGAACGAAAAUAAACAUCCGAUUUUCGCGGAUUGGUAUACUCGAGAUAAUUCCGGUAUGGAUUGGCCGCUUUGGAAUAAAAUGGGUGCAUGCGAAUCCAAAUGUGUUUAUAGAGGGAAAGGGGGAGACUUUUAUCUGUCUAGUGUUCUUUUCUAGCUGUCUUAUUUUUGCCGGUCUGUAUCUAGUUGAAGAGAUCUCUCGUUCAUUUUUUUGUUUACCUUAAACCACUGUAUAAGGUGCUUGAACUUUGUCAUUUUUUCAUCUAUGUUUUUCUUGUUGAUUAUUUUUUUUCAUCUUCUAGUGUUCCGGUCAAUUUAAAAAGUUGUAGCCUAUUUUUCAUAGGGGGAGAGCUUCUACAAUCCAUAUAUUCCGGAUACCAUUCGGGAAUUAGACGACAAAGGGCUAGUUGUGGAAAGUGAGGGUGCUCGAGUUAUAUUUAUUGAGGGGCAACAAAUUCCAUUGAUUGUUGUGAAAAGUGAUGGAGGAUACAACUAUGCUUCAACUGAUCUAACGGCAAUCAGGUUUGUAAUUUUUUUUCUGUGGAUGAUCGUCUCAUUCAUGUUGGAUUAUAACCUCAUGUGCGUUUCUUUGACAAGAGUGAGAUCGUCUCAUUCGUGCUGGUGCUUCUGGUAUUCAGGUACCGGCUCAGGGAGGAGAAGGCAGAGUGGAUCAUAUACGUGACUGAUGUCGGCCAGCAAAACCAUUUUGACAUGGUGUUCAGUGUAUGCAUUACGGACAUAUUUCCAUUAGACGAGAUAUUGACAUGGCCUAUUCUUUCUUCGAUGUUUUGAUGUAAUGUUUCUCCUGCGUGCUCUAUCUUGUCCCUUAUUUUAUACUAAAUCCAGGCUGCACGACGAGCUAGUUGGCUUCCUGAGUCUGUUGGCAGUUCAUUCCCGAAAGCUAGCCACGUGGGCUUCGGCCUUGUUCUUGGUGCUGAUGGCAAGAGAUUUCGUACUCGCAGCUCUGAAGUUGUCCGUUUAGUGGAUUUACUUGAUGAAGCGAAGAAUCGGUGCAGGAAGGAACUAGAGCAGCGUCUUGAGAAUCACGGUAAGGUUCUGUGAAUGGGUGUGAUGAUAUGUGUUCAACUGUUGGUAGACUAUUCGUAAAGCAAUCUGUAGUCAUGUAAAUAUUUCCAGCAUCCAGCACCGCAGUUUCAUCUAGAAAAGAAGGACUAGAACAUCUGCUUGUUCUUUGAUUAGGGAAACUUGGGGAGUGGACCGGCCAGGAGCUUGAGAAAACUGCGGAAGCGGUUGGCUAUGGAGCUGUGAAGUAAUCCCUCGUCAACCUUCACUUUUUCCCCCCGGUCGUUUUUCUUGUUACUGCUAGCUCGACUUGCAUUGCAGAUCGAAUUCAUGAACAAUAUCUUAGAACUGAAAACAUUAUCAUUUGUAAUAAGUGUGUGUGGGGGGGGGGAAGAUAUUACUUAAAUGACUUUAUCUGGUAAUGCCUUUUUUUGUAGAAUAAGAUUAUUAAAAAUCUACUUUAUCCAUUGUAAAGUGAAGUGUAGAAUGGCAUGUAUGAGCUUAAAGGGUUGCAAUAAGUGAAGUGAAAGUAAUGGGUUCUUACUGCCAGCUGCUUUGUGGAACCCAUUUUUGUGUCAUUCUUACUGUAAUUGGUUUGGUUUCCUUCCUGUCAAGGGGGGCUGUAGUUUCUGAGGCAUUAUAACUUGCACCUAUGUGCGAUUCAUUCUCAUGGCAUGUAAACGUCCAUGUGACAGGUACGCAGAUCUGAAGAACAACCGGCUGACCAACUAUACGUUCAGCUUUGACCAGAUGCUUAAUGAUAAGGUUUGUAUCCGAUUCUCUGUUGGAAUCUUAGGCACAUUGCUUAACUCUGGCUCAGGCCAUAGCUGCUGCAUGGUUGCCUUUCCAUAAAAACGACAACUUUUCGGAGUCAACGUUGAAAUUAAAACUCUCUUUUCGGAGUGCAGUCAAUUUUCUUGUGUUUUAUCUGGGUAAAAAAGUCAAGGUGAGACCUAGGAUUGGAAGGAUUUUUGAUCACCAACGCCAGUGACGGUUGAUGGAGUUGUCUCUGGGUUCUACUGUCCCUUACACCAACUUGAAGGUUCAGGUGGCCCAGGUUGCCUGGUUCUAUCAAGAGGAUUCCCCACUAUUCCUCAAUCGAAAUCAGAUCCAUUCACCACCCCGUUACAUUUUCUCAUUAGCAUUUUUUUAUAUCUUGUUUGUCAGUUUUUUUGGAAUCAAAUUGCAUGGGUCGAGGUCAUUAUUAUAUUAUUCUUUCUAUGGACAGGGAAACACGGCCGUUUAUCUCUUGUAUGCUCAUGCCCGGAUCUGCUCGAUCAUCAGAAAAUCCAAUAGGGAUCUGGAGGAGCUCAAAAAGGUUCUGUUAUUUUCGGGGUUAUUUUCUCAAAAUAGAAUCACUCGUGUCUUCGUAUGCUAAAUUUAGAAAUUAGAGUAUUUAUUUUUCUGGCAUCAUAAUAACCCGGGGGGGAGCUUCAUUUUUGGCAUCUAUAGGGGGGAGGGAUCUCAUUAAGCCAUGCAGAUGAACGCAUCCUGGGCCUUCAUUUGGUCCGGUUCGCAGAGGUAUGUGGAGCUUUGCUCACCCUAAACCCUACUCUGAUCUCUUGUUCUAACUCAGUCUAACCUACGCUCUCUUGUUUGUCUUUAUUUCGGUUGACCUUGCCUACCCACCUCCGGCUAUAUAUAUAUAUAUAUUAGUGCUUCCUGUGGGUCUUCCUGGAUCGAUGUUUCCAUCUCCGUUCAUGCAAUAAAAAUAGCUGUAAUUCAGGGGGAAUAUUGUGGGCUAAGGGUUUCUCCCUUCUUCCACAGGUCGUCGAGGAGGCGUGCUUGAAUCUCCUUCCGAAUGUGUUGUGCGAGUACCUCUACAAUCUCUCCGAAACCUUCACCAGAUUCUACACCAGCUGCCAGGUAUGGCCGUGCUCUGCUAGAGAGAGAGAGAGAGAGAGAGAGAGAGAGAGAGAGAGAGAGAGAGAGAGACGGUUUUAGUGGUGCUCCUAUUAUGGGUAUUGAGCUCUGUCUGUGCGAUCUGGCAGGUGAUUGGGUCCGCAGAGGAGAGCAGCAGGCUGCUGCUGUGCGAGGCCACGGCUGUGGUCAUGAGGCAGUGCUUCGAGCUGCUGGGCAUCGAGCCUGUCUACAAGAUAUAG
Spirodela intermedia is the source of this 7399-nucleotide messenger RNA. NCBI's taxonomy places the organism in Eukaryota, Viridiplantae, Streptophyta, Magnoliopsida, Alismatales, Araceae. The record is from the annotation of a GenBank genome assembly.